UCAUGGGUAACAUGGCCGCUUGCACAACCAUCUCAUAUUUUACUUAUCUGUAGCUGUUUUUUUCUUGCUCCAUUAUUCGCUCGAACUUGCUCGGAUGAAAGUUCUACAGAAUGCCCAAAUAUUACGAGGAUAAAGAGGAAGAUGGUCGCGCGUGCGCUGGAAUAAGAGAGGAUUUCAAAGCCUGUCUCCUUCGGCAUGACUGUGUAGUGAAGGAAGGCAAGAAGCCCAGUGAGUGUCUAAAGGAAGGACAUUGCAAAGGCUUGCAGGUGGCUUUCUUUGAGUGCAAAAGAUCAAUGCUGGACAACCGAUCUCGUUUCAGAGGCAGAAAGGGAUACUGAUCGACGGCCACCAUGUGUUUUGUGUAUAGACUCCAAGCAUCAUGAGUUGCUAAGACAUGAAUGACAGCACUCUUGACUUGUAAUAUAAACACACUGCUUUUUAG
This is a messenger RNA of Xyrauchen texanus (razorback sucker), 442 nucleotides long. RefSeq names its product cytochrome c oxidase assembly factor 5. Gene Ontology annotation, biological process: mitochondrial respiratory chain complex IV assembly. The coding region runs from base 111 to 338 and encodes 75 amino acids. Gene Ontology annotation, cellular component: mitochondrion. NCBI's taxonomy places the organism in Eukaryota, Metazoa, Chordata, Actinopteri, Cypriniformes, Catostomidae. The transcript has 3 exons. The record is from RefSeq and is a predicted model, not a curated record.